UUGCUCAAAUCCAUUUGAAGUCAAGACGAGGUAGACCAGACGAAGUCAAGAGAAGUUUCAGAUGAAGAUGCUACUUACUCAGCUAGUCUGCUUUAUCGCGGGCCUUGUUUUUCUUCAGUCCAUCAGUGUUGAUGCAAAAACUGACGAAGUCUUGGAAAUGAAAUUGUUCAAUCCUAAAUUUCGAGCGUCAGAUAAAGAGUUAUAUGAAAUGUUGAAGGCAGCAAACCUGCCAGGACGUGGUUACAAAAAGGAAGUCGUAACCAAAGUGGUUGAGGGAGAAAGUGGCAAACAAGAAUACCAGAAAAUCCAUUUCUACUACAAAGAUGUAAGUUGCGGCCCGAAGCUGUUGAAAGUUGAAGAGGAAUUGAGACGUUUGUUCCCAGCCAUCGUGGGAAAAGAAGUAAACAAAAACUUCAAGAUGGAAGUGAAAAGCAGGCAUCUUACUAACAUGCGAGAGUGUAAGGUUGGCCUUGAGGUUCACUUCAUGAAAAACCAGGGUUGCUCGGACAGUGGUCACAAAUCCGUUCCCAAACGACGCAAGGAAAGGGGUUUUUUGGAUUGCUGGUUUUGCAAAGGGUGCAUCGCCGUCAGCGCAAGAUAAGCCUGAAUAAAAAGCCAUGAAUCAGUGCUAAAGCGCCUUUGUUUUCUCCCAUAUUAAAGCACUGUGCCUUCACUCUAUUUAGAGCGUGA
Messenger RNA from Stylophora pistillata, 690 nucleotides. RefSeq lists its product as uncharacterized. NCBI's taxonomy places the organism in Eukaryota, Metazoa, Cnidaria, Anthozoa, Scleractinia, Pocilloporidae. The record is from RefSeq and is a predicted model, not a curated record.